Molecule: messenger RNA, 879 nt
Organism: Lachancea dasiensis
Lineage: Eukaryota; Fungi; Ascomycota; Saccharomycetes; Saccharomycetales; Saccharomycetaceae
Source: the annotation of a GenBank genome assembly
AUGACAAAGAGCGACAAUCCGGAAAGGGAAGACAAUAGUAGGCGGACCUCUGAAGAUCACCGGUACAAGCUUUCAUAUUCAGUGGGGGUGGCCGAGAACAAAAACUUAAAAUUCCGGACAUCGAUGGAAGAUGUACACACAUAUGUGGAGAACUUUGCGUCAAGAUUAGAUUGGGGUUACUUUGGGGUUUUCGAUGGCCACGCCGGUAAUCAGGCCUCGAAAUGGUGUGGAGGGCACCUACACUCAGUAAUCGAGCAAAAAAUACUGGAGGAUGAAAGUAAAGAUGUGAGAGAAGUCUUAAAUGAUGGCUUCAUACACGCGGACGAACAUAUUAACUCAAAGGUCGACGGUAAUAGCGGAUGUACGGCAGCAGUUGGUAUACUGCGUUGGGAGCUGCCAAGCAAUAUGCCGAGCGACCAAGUAGAAUUAGAUCAACACAAGAGGAUGCUGUAUACAGCAAAUGUUGGCGACACGAGAAUCGUGCUGUGCCGCAAUGGACAUAGCGUUAGGCUCACCUAUGACCACAAAGCUUCCGAUACAGGCGAAAUGCAACGAGUUGAAGAAGCAGGUGGGCUUAUUAUGAGAAGUCGAGUCAACGGGAUGCUUGCGGUAACACGAUCAUUGGGUGACAAGUUUUUCGACAGUUUGGUUGUGGGGAAUCCUUUUACAACCAGUGUAGAAAUCACAACAACAGAUCAAUUUCUGAUAAUAGCAUGCGAUGGGCUAUGGGAUGUUUUAGAAGACCAGGAAGCUUGUGACGCGAUCAAAAAGUCAAACGAUGCCAGUGAAGCAGCUAAGACUUUGGUACGGAUGGCCCUUGAGAGAGGCACUACUGACAAUGUUACAGUCAUGGUAGUGCUCUUUGAUAACAGCCCCUGA